Cucurbita maxima (winter squash) is the source of this 1678-nucleotide messenger RNA. RefSeq names its product CREB-regulated transcription coactivator 1-like. The record is from RefSeq and is a predicted model, not a curated record. The coding region runs from base 51 to 1628 and encodes 525 amino acids. The transcript has a single exon. Lineage: Eukaryota; Viridiplantae; Streptophyta; Magnoliopsida; Cucurbitales; Cucurbitaceae.
CAGUGGAAGUUCCAUUGUUCUUCAAAAUCAGAGCUCAAACACGCCAUUUCAUGGAGCCAAACAGCAGCGCACCACUGUCCUGGGCACUGCCGAUGCGCCGCCGUAGGUCCUCAUCUCCGCCUUUGAUUUCUUUGCCGGUUUUGAUUAUUCUCUUGCCGACGCUGUCUUUGAUUCUCUUGUUCUUCGCAAUCCGUCUGCUUCUUUCGCUCACGAAUCAAGUUUUUUGGCCUAAUUCGGUGAAGAAAAGCUGGGAUUCGUUCAAUGUUUUCCUUGUUCUGUUUGUGAUUAUCUGCGGCAUUAAUGGUAGACGAAAGGACGACGAACCGACCGCCGCUGACGUCGGAGAAAGCUGUGGUUCUGGUCGGAGAAUGGUUGAGGUGAACGGGGACUCGGAGUUAUCGCAGCAUGGGUUUGAAUUUGCAGAGAGGAGAUUUUAUGAUUCGGUGAUGAGAACGCCGGGAACGGCGACGGUGGUGACGGACCUGAGACAUGAAUCGCCGCGGGAAAAUGGAAAUGAUGGGAAUAAGUUCCUCUUCUUUGAUGAUUUUGAAACAAACAAGUUUCGUUCGCGGUCCUUCUCGUACAGAGCGCGAGGAUGUGAAAUAGAAGAAUCGCCGGCGGAGAUUAAGGUUAUUCCGGUUGAUUCGUUUGUGGCUAAUUCGUCUCCGGCGUCUCACAGGAUGAAGUCUCCCAAUCCCCAGCCUCCGCCGCCUCCGCCGCCGCCGCCGGUUACUCGAAGGAAAUCGAGGCAGACUAUCGAGAAAAAGGAGGAAGUUCGCGAGGUCAGUACGAAUAAUGCUGAAAUCGCGAAGUCACAAUGGCCGCCGCUACCGCCGCGAACAGUUAUUCCUCCGUCGCCGAUUCGAGUUCGGCUGGAGGAGAAGUUUCGAAAGAGUGAACGGAAGAAGACAAAUGUUAAGAAAGAGAUAGCAAUAGCGUUGGCUUCACUGUAUAGGAAGAGAAAGACGAAGCAGAAAGCUAGAGAUAUCUACGACGGCGAUCGACACUCUCCAACUGAUCAACGACCACCGCCGCCUCCACCUCCUCCUCCGCCUCCUUCCUUCUUCCGCAUAUUCAAAAAACAAAACAAGAACAAGGAAGCUCCGUCCGAAUCUGCACCGCUGCCGCCUGUCUCGUCGUCAUCCCGUUCAACAAAGAAGAAAAAUCAGAUCCCCCCUCCGCCUUCACCGCCACCGCCACCAUCAUCACGGCAGAAAAAUUCGACCGCUAGCCCCCGACCGCCUCUACCACCCAGGGUUCAAAAUUCCACCGUCGAAAACCAAGUCAUAAACAGCGCGGUACGGAAUCCCUCAGAAACCAUUCCACCGCCGUACCAAACGACGACGGACGUGAAAUCCAGGGUUCGAGGCGAUACCGUCGGGUCACAGAGCUCCGAAACGUUUUAUUGCGGAUCUCCGGAACCAGUUAACGUCGGUUCGUCGUCGACUAACGGGACGUCAGAGCCGGCCGUCGAAGUAAACGGAGUGGGGCCGGUUUUCUGUCCCAGCCCGGACGUUAACAUCAUAGCAGCAAAUUUCAUUGCCAGGCUAAGGGGUGAGUGGAGACUAGAGAGGAUGAAUUCGGUAAGGGAGAAAGAAAUGUUGGGCCAGGCCCAACUUACGAACUAAGGGCGGGCCUAGGCCCAAAUGUUUAGAAUCUCCCUCGCUAACUGAGAAUA